AUUUUGUCAUCAAUUUAAAUUUUCAGUACUUACCUCAAAAAGAGCUGAAGUGCAAACUCGAUUUAAAAUGAAACUUUUUUUUUAAACUGUUUUAUUUAAAAAAACGAAACAUUUAACAGAAUUCUAAGGCUGUGUGUGAAUUGCGUUAAAUAGUUAACACUGUGUAAAAUUUUUGACACUAUUGAGGUGAACAAAAAAAUUUCAGCUGUAUGGCUUAUUGUUUAAUAUUUUUCUCUGCCUCUUUUCUGCUAUGAAACUCCUUUUUAAUAAAAAAAAAAAACAAAACAAAACCAUCUGCAAAAAAAAUUUAACUCAAAUUUAACCAGGUCCCAGAGCCCAAUAAAUUUUUAACAGUUGAAAAUUUUUUAUUCACCUCAACAGUGUCAAAUAUUUUACACUAUGUGAACUAUUUUACGCAAUUCACACACGGCCUAAAAAACAAAAAAAAUAACAUCGUGUUACAUUUCUUAUACAUAAUUAAUGAAGUAAAUACUAAAAAAAUUUAAUCAACAGAUUUACAAAGUAGUUUUGGAAGCAUCAGGAUACAAUUUUCGGCACUCACUGACUACUUGAAGUACAUAUUGUUUUUGUUCCUCAUCUUUAGUUAAAAGGUUAUUAAAAUCCGUUAUUAAUUUGACUCCUCUUUCUGCCAUGUCAUUUACGACUUUAAGUGAUUGCACUUUUUUAAAGCCUUCUUUAAAAUGCGGGUUUUCGGGCCAAAGAUUUGGAGGUUCUUUGAGAAAACUUGUGUCUAUUUUCAAUCGGCUGAAAAAGUUCAAUGUUUCUUUGUUCACAAUAUUUUUUAACCCUGCUGUGACAAAUUGUUCAUCUUCAUGUGUCUGUAGCUUUGGAUUUACUAUUCUGUUGGUUUCCGUUUCACUGGUUUUCAAAAUUAUGUUGGCCGUUUCUAAUUUUGUUCGCCAUCUGGUAAAGUUAGGUCAAAGAACGCCAGACCUGCCUGCUCUGAACUCAAAUAACCAUAAAUGGUUUGAGAAUUUAGCAAGAGCCUUCUCUGAAAUAUCUUUGUCUAUCUUGCGGUAUUCAAUGCAAUUACGCAAAAGAUCAAGAUCUUGUUUAGGAGCCAGAUAAGCUCUUGGGGCAUUAAACCAAGCAAAAGUUUUUUCUUGUUGAAUGUAAGUUUGAUUUUGAAACUACAAAGUCAAUUGGAUUUUGCCCUAGUGCUUCUAUUGUAGCUAUAAUUAUGCGAGAAGCAUUUCUAUCAGAUGCCUUACAUCGAUCCAAUAACAAAGAAAGUUUCAUUGUUAAUAGCUCUUUCACCCCACGACUAUACCUCAUACCACCACCACCAUUUAGAGUUAUCCAAUAGAGCUGAAAUUUUGGCUAUCUAAAAAUCUGCAAAGGCGGAACAUUUAAUGGGGUUCCCCCGAAAAAAAUUCGACAAAAAAUUUUUUCUAUGGGAGUUGCGGUCACUCUAGUACUACACUUUUACUCGGCAGUGGAUGUCCGUGUGGUCCAACGAUCGCCAGCUUCCGCCAGUUCUUCGCGUAUCCCCUGAUGACCUCAACUUUUGGAGCUGUUCUGUACGCAAUUAGAUCGUCGGCAUACGCAAUUGCCUGAAUUACACUUCCUAUCAGAUUGCUGGUGUAAAUACUAAAGAGAAUCGUUAUAGAAACGAUGCGGCUUUCUAUUAUUUGAUUAAAAACAGGAGAUGAACAUACAUGUGUGCGGAGCACACUGAUGAUCGACUUAUUAUAAAUCUUCAAACAGUAAAAAUAAUCAUCGAAAUAAAAUCCAAACCUUCUUCAAGGACCAGUAAAAAAAAGUGACUAUUAUGGACUGGGUCGAAGGCGAUCUAGUAUGGUUUGAUCCAGGUCUUGGCCAUCCGAUUCCUGGCGAAAUCCAAGAAGUACAUCGUGCAGCACAAGUAAUUGUCGUCCAAGCAUUAAUUAAGGGGAAACCACAGACAUUUGCACUACAGCCAGGCGAGGGAAAUCUGCGCCCCCGACAAGAUCUUGGCAGCAGUGGAGUGGAUGACAUGACUCAAUUGGAAGAUCUACAUGAAGCAUCACUAUUAUGGAAUUUACGUCUACGUUAUGACAACGGUCUUAUUUACACAUUUGCUGGUAGUAUUCUGAUAGCAGUAAAUCCCUACAAAAUGUUUCCAGAUUCAUAUGGAUUAGAAGUCGCAAAGCAGUACGCCGGAAGGCCACUUGGAACGUUGGCUCCACAUUUAUUUGCAAUUGGUGCAGCUGCUCAUGCUGCUUUACCCUCUCCUCAAGUUGUGGUCAUUUCUGGAGAAUCUGGUUCGGGAAAAACAGAAUCUACAAAGUUGGUGAUGCAAUAUUUGGCAGCAGUUGUCCCCGGAGGUGGAUCUGCAUCAGCCGUUAUUACAGAGCAGAUACUUGAAGCAGCUCCAUUAUUGGAAGCAUUCGGAAAUGCAAGAACUGCUAGAAACGAUAAUAGUUCUCGCUUCGGAAAAUAUUUAGAAGUAUAUUUUAAGUCAGGUGCCAUUGUUGGUGCCAAAAUAACACAGUAUCUGCUUGAAAAAUCAAGGAUCGUAACACAAGCCCCGGGUGAAAGAAACUAUCAUGUCUUUUAUGAAAUGUUAGGCGGUCUUUCGGAGACAGAAAGAACCAAAUAUGGGUUACUGGAAGCAGACAAAUAUUUCUACCUUAAUCAGGGAGGUUCCGAUUGUGCUUCGGGUAGAGUUGAUUGGAGUUCACUUCAGAGUGCUAUGCAAGUCCUUGGCGUGUCGGAAAUUGAACGAGAAGGAAUUAUAAGAGUUUUAGCUUCGGUGCUUCAUCUUGGAAAUGUUUACUUUCAUAGACGUCAGCUAAGGCAUGGUCAGGAAGGUGUUGAAGUUGGAUCAGAUGCUGAAAUUAAAUGGGCUGCCCAUUUGUUGCACAUAUCUGCUGAGGGACUUCAUCGUUCAUUGACGAGCCGUACAACUGAAGCAAGAUCAGAACGCUUGCACACACCCUUGGGAAUCGAUCAAGCUUUAGAUUCCCGAGAUGCUUUCGCUAAGGCGCUGUACGCUGGUCUAUUCAACUGGUUGGUUUCCCGAAUCAACUCUAUCGUGCAAAAAGGUGGAACUCAUGACGCCCAUCGAAUUUCAAUACUUGACAUAUUUGGUUUUGAAGAUUUGGCUGAAAACUCAUUCGAGCAGUUAUGCAUCAAUUACGCUAAUGAGAAUCUUCAACUUUACUUUAAUAAGCAUGUAUUCAAGCUGGAGCAAGCUGAAUAUGCUAGAGAACGGCUGGAAUGGACGCCUUUGAAUUGGGAUGAUAAUUUGCCUGUAAUUCAUUUAUUAGCCAAGAAACCAGUUGGGGUUUUUCAUCUUUUAGAUGAUGAGUCAAACUUCCCAAGAGCUUCGGAUAUGAGUUUUUUAGAAAAGUGUCACUACAAUCAUGCUCUCAACGAACUUUACUCUAGACCACGAAUUGGAGCUCAAGAAUUCGGUAUAACCCACUAUGCAGGUCAAGUUUGGUACUGCGUCGAUGGGUUUUUGGACAAAAAUCGAGAUGCUCUACGCGGUGAUGUGCUGGAACUACUUGCGUCCAGUAAACUUCAACUUGUUGUCGAUCUUACUAAGCAGUUACGAGCACAACGAGAUUCUGGAAAAACUCUACCAAAAGGCUCGAACGGACGCUUUGUUACUAUGAAACCCCGCACACCGACCGUUGCAGCAAGAUUUUCGGACUCUUUGCAACAGCUUUUGCAAUCUAUGGGCCGUUGUAAUCCUUGGUUUGUUCGAUGCGUCAAACCAAAUAACGAAAAACAUGCUCUUAAAAUGGAUAUGCCAUGUGUUCUUCAGCAGCUUCGUUAUUUAGGGAUGUUAGAUACUAUACAAAUUCGUCAAAGAGGUUAUCCCGUUCGUUUAAGGUUCCAACAUUUUGUGGAACGCUACCGUUAUCUUAUGAAAGCACCCCUCCCGCGAGGGACACCAUAUCGUGAACUUUGUAGGACAGUCUUGGAAUCAAUUCCACGCACCGGGAUUGAGGGUCCAGAUUUCCAACUGGGAGCUACAAGAGUUUUUCUACGUGAAGCGUUGCACCGAAUGCUAGAAAGUGGUAGAUCAGAUUGCUUGAAGAAUGCUGCGGUAGUGAUUCAAAAGAGUGUUCGUGGAAUGCUUGUUCGCCGUAAACUUGCACGAGAAAACAAAGCCGCAAUGAGGGUUCAAUCAACAUGGCGUGAAUAUCGAGAAAGAAAAUAUUUCAAAAAGCUUCGAUAUGGUGCCAUAAGAGCUCAAGCAUGUUGGCGAGGAAAGAUGGCAAGAAAACAUUUUACCAAACUUAAGGCAGAUUAUAAACGCCGUAUGGAUAUGCAAAAGGUUCAAAAGGAACGUGAGGCGAAGAAGGUAGCCAAGGAAAAUAUUGAACGUAGCCAAGUGGCUUACUUGGAUAUUCCAGCAGAAUUAGCAUUUAUUUUUUCGAAAAUAGAAGGCUGGACACCACUGCAUGGCGACCGACAUUUGGUAAAAGUAGUAGGCACUGUCCCAGGUCCCCCUGUGACAGGUGAAUUGCCAAAAGAUUUGGAUCAAUUUUCUUUUGGAAAAUUCAGUUCUGUAUAUUGUAAUGGCUUAAGACUGUCUACCAGGCGUGAUCCUAUAACCGCUCCAUUUUUAACAAGAGCAGCUUCACGAGAUCAAGAUUUUCAAGAUGCUCUAGCUAUUUUCAAACUAAUCUUACGAUGGGCUAAUGACACUCCACUAGACAGCCACAAGGAAAAAGUUCUAUCCGACUAUAUUGUCCACAAAGGGCUUUCUUCACGAGGCCUUCGGGAUGAAAUUCUCGUACAAAUCUGCAACCAAGUUUAUCAAUUGGAAGAAAAUCAAUCUUCACGAAUAUGGCAACUUAUGGCUCAUUGCUUGUCUUGCUUCCAACCAAGUCCUGCAUUCAGCAAGUAUUUAAUGAACUUUAUCGCUGAAAAUGCACCAAACAGCAUGAAGGAACUCUUGUUAAAAAAAAUUCUGCGUAACUCCGGGUUUUCACAAGCUAACGCAUGUCGUAGUUUUACACCUUCGUGGAUUGAAUGGCGAGCAAUUUCUCGAACAUCAGACAUUGCUGUGGCAUUGAUAUUACCAGACGAUGUAACUCAAACAGUAGCUAUUGACUCUUGGACAACGUGUGAAGAAGCCGCUUCGCUGGCAGUUUCCACGCUUGGCAUUUCUAAUCAUGGAUGGACUGUUGUGCUUGAUGAUGGAAAAUUACUCAUAGACUCGUGCGGUCUAGAUUAUGUUCUAGAUUUAGUUGCGGAAAAAGAACUAUGCCCUGCAUUUCCAGCUGCUCGAAAUGACUUAUUUAAGACAGAUUCAAAGUUUUCACGAACACUGAUUCCAGAAAUUGAGGCAAGUAGCCCAAAACGUCCUCAAGUGCCUCCUCCGGAACCACCGCAGACCAAAUCUUCUCCAAAACCAAUGGAAGCUCCAAUUCCAGAACCAGCUGUUGAAAAAAAAAUUGAAUAUAACGCAGUUCGAAAAAAUUCACGGGAUCUUUUAUCUAGAAGUUCAGCCUUAAAUGAACGUUAUUUUGAAACAGAUAAACUGCGAUCGAAAUCCUUGGAUGAUUUACUUGCUGGCGACGAUGCUGACAUAAUAACCACCCCAGAGCCAGAGCCUCUUACAGAUUUAGGGCUAUCAGAAAGUCGACUGAACGACAGAUAUCAUUCAGCAGAGCGUUUGACUCCAAUGGGUAAGGAAACAGGUCCACGAUAUCAAAAAUCGCAGCACGCAUCCCGCAGGUCUCAUGCAGGAUCUCAUUCAAGUAAAUACAUGGACAAAUCAGAGUACGCCACAAGAUCUUCGGCUAUGUCGGAUACAAGUGAAGCACCCUCGUUGGCUAGUCACGUUCGAAGAGUACGGGUCCCAUCACAGGCUUCUGAUGUUGAUCAGUUUCUCGAUGAUCUUUUUAGUCCUGUAUUGGAUGGAUCAUUAGAUGAACUUUCUGAUGCUCGUUCCUUAGCUGCUAGUAUUCGAGGAGGAGGCAUUGACUUUUUGGAAGCACCUUACGUAGACGAUUCAAUUCAUGGUUUAGCCAAUGCAAAGUUACUUUCAGUUAAAAUCAAAGGCGGUGGAGAAAAGCUUGUUGAGAGUGGCAGCAAGGACGGUAAUCUCGACGAAUAUAUAUCAGGCUUAUUCAAGCCCAUUUUCAUAAGCGAUACCUUAAAUAAUUUACAAGAAAGAUCAGAACUAAUCGAAACUAUCAAAGGUGGAGGAACAGCUCAUCACCCUCCUGCAACAACAUCGGGUUUUGUGUCUAACCCAAGUAUGAGUCGAUCCGUUGGUGGGGCCAUAACGAGUAGUGUUAACCCUGAAAACCUAAUGCAAAUGAUAAGCACACCACAAGAUGCAGAUCCUUCUUUGUAUCAACAUCAGGUACAACGGGCGUUUCUUCAAUCAGCUAUGGCUCAAAAUUUACAGAUUCAACAACAACUUUUGGCUCAAAAUCAAGCUCUUCAAACAUUACUUAGUCAACAGGAUACAUCACCAGUUUCACCCGCAUCACCACCACCUAUGCAAUCAUCACUCACAACCCAUACCACGACAAGCAAAAUUAAUUUACAAAAUAUUGCCACAUCUUCAGUUCGCAGACAGAGUUUUAAGAAUCGUAUCUCCCAGUUCUCUGAUGUAGAUCGUAACCGAAAGACUUCUUCGGAAAGUGGGGGAUCACUGAUACCUCCACCUCCACCACCACCAAUGCCACCCCCAAUAGAGUCAAAGGAUCCUUCUGAAACUCGACAUUUUCUUGAUCCAUUUGGGCGAGCAAAAACGGUUCGUAUUGGAAAGUGGCGUUGGCCACCACCGCAAGAUGGACCCCAACCAGAUAGCGAGGAGGACUUCUUUGUAUUCAAAAUGCGUCAAAGUCAAAGAAAAACUACUCCACAGUCCCAAUUGCAUAGCUCAAAUGGUUCGCUCAAUGGAUCUACAAUCGAAUGGGAAGAGUUUGAAGUAGAUUCCUCGAAACCACCAUCACCUCCAACUGUACAUACAUCACAAUUUAUGAGAACUCACAUCAAAAUUGAAACUUCUGGUGGAAAGCUCAUGAAGGACACAGGAGAAAUUAAUCAGACAAGCUCUUCAACAAAAUUAUCUCGAAAAAGUUUUGAAAUUGGCGGUGAUCGCCCACCACCGGGUAGUGUUGGUAAGCUUAAAUUAAGUUCAGAAAUGCGGCAAAGGUUGGAACAAGUUACUGCGGGUCAUUCCGUACGAUCAUCAAUUAGUACAAAAUCAGAGCAGCGAGCACCAGCAAAAUUGGAAGACACAAGAAAACUUAUGCUGCAACAACAAUUGAGUGGGCAUUUUGGAAUGAUGGGAGCUGCAGCAGAUAUUUCAUCUGUGCGAUCACAAGUGGAACGAAUGGAAGGUAAGCUUUCGCCACCUCCGCAAUCGAGUUGGCCAGCAGUUGUACCUCCAGCUCCAUCUGUACCAGCACCACCACCACCAAUUCGUCCUCCAACAACAGCUCCUCCGGCUCCACCACCCGUUCCAAAAAGUCCACCUAUUCGUGAAGAUCAGAUGGAUGAACGUGAAUAUCGAUCGAAUAUGCAGCAGGACAUUCCCGCAUUUAUUCAGCGUCAAGAGCGUGACACAUUUGGCGCACGUCACAAUUGGAAUGGAUCUGAGGUUUCUAAAGACACUUAUGAUUCGUGGGGUCGCGCUGAGGCGGCUAAGCUAGACAUGGUCUACGAAACCAGUUUUAAAAAAGAAAUUCCAAAUGACAGAGAGAGGUCUAGAUCAAGAUCUCGCUCUCGAGAUCGUGAUGAUUUUUCAGAGUCAGUGUGGGACCGCACUGAGGUCGAAGGACCCCCAUCAACUGGAUCUGAACGUGAACGUGAAAAAGAACGAGAAAAACGGGAACGUGUGUAUGAAAUGAGGCAGGUAGAACGAGAAAAGGAAAGUAACAAGGUAUAUCAUCCUCCAUCUAAAAAUUUACUAACUCAGAUAGAUCGGGAAACUUCAAAUCGCAACCAAUCGCUUAGCCAGACCAACGCAACUAACUCUACUACAACUACCACUGCUACAUUUAAAACUCAUAUGGUUCAGAAACUAGAAAAGGAACGCAAGCGCAAGAUUUCAAGUUCAACUUUCGUUUCUCAAGGAACUCGCAGGGAUGAUGAAACCGAUUAUGGUGAGGAAUGGCCAGUGCCUUCAAUACCAGCACCUGUUCCAGCACCACCUUCGCUCAAGUCACCUGCCACUGCAUGCCUUACUUACAAUCGUGUUGCAUGGAAGUUACGUGUCCGAAAGGAGGUAUUUCAUCCCAGCGAACCAAUUGGUCCACCUGCUGCCCUAGACCUUUUAUUCGCUCAAAUCAUGGGGGAUGUGUUUGGACUAACGCCUUGUCUCCGAGUGACGCCUCAGGAAAAGUCUGCUGCAGUAAAUAUGCUCAAUGGACAUGGUAUAACGGUAGAAAAUUCACGCAACCACAAUAUUCGUGCAAUAGUUAAGAGGCACUUGCUUGACAUGGCACGCAGUUGGCCGCUUUACUUUUCGCGCUUGUUUGCUGUACAAGGUGCUCCCCAAUUUCCUGACGUUUCAAUCAUGGGAAUAUCGCAUAAUGGCGUUUAUUUGGCGAGACGAGAUGCAGAUUAUUUGAUUGUGGUACAAUCGCUUCCAUUUCACGAUUUGCAAAGUGCAGUUACUCUCCCACGCCCCGCCGCAUUACAGUUGAACAUGCGUAAUGGUGGACAUCUGACACUUCACGCAAUACGGGCUUCUGCAAUACAAGCAAUGAUACAGUCUUUUUCACUGGAAUUCAGACAGGCGCAAUCAAAGUCUUCGACAAUUUCAUCUGGAGCUAGAGCUGCUGCCCAAACACUCAAUGUUCCAAUAGAACGCUUAGAAUCACGUCAAUCCAAUCACCGAGAAUCUUCACAAGGUCGGGAUGUUGUCGAAGCUCAUCAUCGAAGUAGUAGACAGGAUGUUGUCGAUAAUCAAAUAAUAAAUCAUCAAUCUUAUCAAGCCCAGCAACAACAACUUCAAACGAUUCAUAAUGGACAGUUAAAUGAAGAAAGCGGAAAUACUGGUCAUACAUCGAAUUUGGGAUUGUUAAAUGAAACCCAUUUAGUUUUGGAAAACCACGUAGAACAAGCUGAACGCCACCAAUUUAUCAAACAGCAGAGCUAUUUGCAUUCUCGAAAGUCAUCAGCGAGCCAAAUGCAUCAACAACAGCAACAGUAUACAUUGGAGGCGAAUUACAUCACCGAAGAUUCACAUCCGGAAACUGCUCCAUCAGUUACAAAGUACUCACUUUUACAGUUCGCAAUGCAACAUUUUAGGAAUGACCACACUAUUGAUCACCGCUCAAAUGACCGCGGGGACCGGCGAGCUUCAUCAAAUCGUACAUAUGCAGAACUUGUUAAAUGGCAGGGUACUCCAGUCAGGGCGCCACUUCUGCGGCUACCAACAGACUUAUCUCCACUUGCUUUGGAGUGUUUCGAUUGUAUUCUCCGAUAUUGCGGCGAUGUGCCUCUGGACCCAGAAUUGACCGAGGUCAAAUGUGUUUACACAGUUCUUAUGCACUGCCAUAAAUACUUGGCGUUGCGUGACGAAGUUUAUUGCCAGCUAAUGAAACAAACAACAGCAAACAGGUCACCCUGUCCGGAUUCUUCACAGAGAGCUUGGCGUCUUCUUAGUAUACUGGCAGCUUACUUUGGUUGUUCAGAUGCCUUACGACCAUAUUUAAUGGAGCACUUAACUUCAGCAGCUUCAGAUCGAAGACGGUCGUGUCAUGGAACGUCAGCGGUAUGUUUAACAAACUUGCGAAAAACUGCUCGUUGUGGUGGACGGAAGAACGUUCCAAGCGUCGAAGAAGUCACGGCUGUAUCCGCUGGGCGAUCAGCUCGACGGCAAAUCUACCGCCUUCCAGGUGGUGCCGAAAGGGUUGUUAACACACGCUGUUCAACAGUAGUUGCAGAUGUUAUUUCAGAGCUAUGUGCUUUGCUUGGCGUUGAUUCGGAGGCAGAACAACAAGAAUUUUCGCUGUAUUGUAUUGUUCAAGGAGACGCCUUCACAAUGCCACUAGCUGCUGACGAAUACAUAUUAGACGUUACUACAGAGUUGCUUAAAUCAGGUCAACCAUUCUACUUGAUCUUUUGUCGAUCCGUAUGGCAUUUUUCAUUGAAACGCGACCCAGUACCGACUCCAUUGUAUAUCGAAGUACUUUUUAAUCAAGUUGCUCCUGAUUAUUUGGAAGGACUUUUGCUGGAAGUCCCUACAAAUGGUGGACCAAACCCAGAAGUGGUACGUGACAUGGCUAGAAUAGCAGCUCUUUUGCAUCGCGCUGCUGAUUUGAACCAUGUUCCUGCGAUGAAAGAGAUUAAAUUCCUACUGCCUAAGCCAGCUCUUGGCAUUCGAGAAAUUCGACCAGCUCAAUGGGUUAGUUUAGUACAAUCUGCAUGGCCGGCAGUGUCAAACUUAAGUCCUGGCCAAGUGAAAGCGCAAUUUUUGAAUGUGUUAUCUGCGUGGCCACUGUUUGGAAGUAGUUUCUUUGCUGUGAAACGUAUUUGGGCCGAGGAAGGACCACAUGUUGAGGACAGCAACCCUAUGUGGCGUGAUCUUAUUUUGGCUCUUAAUAGAUCCGGUGUCCUUUUCCUUGAUCCUAACACACACGAAAUGCUUCAGCAUUGGCCUUUCAUGGAAGUCAUAUCAACAAGAAAGGUUCGUUCUGAAGACGGUGCACUCUUCCUGGAUAUGAAAGUUGGCAACCUGAUGCAACAGCGUGUUAUAAGAGUUCAAACAGAACAAGCACAUGAAAUAUCCAGACUUGUUCGGCAGUACAUUACAAUGGCACAAAUCAGCCAACGAGAAAAGAUUAAUUAAAGGCAGUUUCUUGAAUUCUUAGCUCAAUUUACAUAACACUGCAGUAUAUAAACAUAUAAUUGUAUAAAAUAAUAUAUUUCGUUGAUAGCUUAUAAAGCUUAUAAUGUUACCUGGUCGACGUAAAUGGUCAACGCUUUGAUUCUCUGAUGUAGAAAUGACUUCAAAAUCUUUUUUAAUGUAGUCAUGUCGAAUGACCGUCAAGGAAAAGUUCUGAGCAUGGUACCGAGUCUGUUCCCAACUUCCGAAAUUGUUCUUAUUAUCGUAGAAGAUAGCGCUCACGAUCACGCGUGAGUAUUUCUCCACCCUGACAAAUUUAAUUCCAUAGUCCUUGGGCAGAAACAUGAGCUAUGUCAGCUGAAAAGUUCAUGUUAGAUAAAUAAUUAAAAGAAAAAAAAAAAAAACAAAUCUGAUUGGGGUUAUUGUUUAAUUGAAUCUCGUUUACUUGUGUUUUGCAUUCAAAAAGUGUUUUUAUUUAUCAAAUCAAACUAAAAUAUAAAAUUGUGAUUUACAAUGGUAGGUAUUUAACUUGUUCCGGAAUCUUUUUAAUCUUUGCAGCAGUCUUUCGUAGUUUUGUUUCCUUAGAGAAUUCUCUCCCAACUCUCAAAAAUUUGACAGACUUAUUAAUUUGUGCACUUAGCACAAAAAGUGUGGAACAGACCUGAUGUUUUUGGUAACGUCAGAGAUUCAACGCAUUGACCAAUUUCAUUGACCGUCUAAUUUAUAACUUAAGAAUAGCCCUGUUCCUUUCGGAGGUGGUAAAGUACUACUAGUAGUUUACUAGCGAUUUUCAAUGGAACGCACUUUUAACGAAUUCAAUACAAAUGGUAUCUACUCGGGAAGGAGAGCAUGAGUAGAUGAUAGUACUAGAUUAACCAAAACAUCUACUAGUAGUAAACUACCACCUCCAAUGGAACAGGCUAAUAUCUUCAAUCAAUAUUUUUUCUUCUCUCAGUCGUUAAAAAAAAGAAACAGUUUUGCGCGUGAGAAAAAAAACAAACAUUUUUUUGUUUAGGUAUAAUGGAUCUUGGUUAAUUAAGUUAAAAAUAAUGCCUUUUGUUUUGUUGAAUUUAAACCAAUGCCAUAUUCAAAAUUAAACGCAAUAUUUAUUGAAAAUUCUCACUUUUUUUUCUACCUAAAAAAAAAAUUAAUCAAAAAAUUAAAUAUUGAAUGAAAUGUUAGCAUUUUGAUUUAAAAUACAAUUCUGUACUACUUUUAGAUGAAUAAUUUUGUAUGUGUUUAAACACAUAUACAAACAUAUAAGUAAAUAUAUAUUCAAUGUUUAAUUUAUGUUACCUUUUAUAUUAUGUUAUUGAUUUCAAACAAGAACUUGUUAUUCUUGAAAUACAAUUCAAAUAUUUUAUACAAUAAUUAAAAAUAA
Episyrphus balteatus (marmalade hoverfly) is the source of this 12158-nucleotide messenger RNA. RefSeq names its product unconventional myosin-XV (gene Myo10A). Bases 1793 to 10780 code for a protein of 2995 amino acids. Gene Ontology annotation, cellular component: cytoskeleton; myosin complex. The transcript has 7 exons. The record is from RefSeq and is a predicted model, not a curated record. Gene Ontology annotation, molecular function: ATP binding; cytoskeletal motor activity; protein binding. Lineage: Eukaryota; Metazoa; Arthropoda; Insecta; Diptera; Syrphidae.